AUGCCUCCCAAGGAUAAGAAGCCGCCAGCGCUGAAGCUGUUUAUGGUCCAGCUCAAGAACAUCCAGACGGCUUUGGACGACAUCUUCAGAUUCGUGCAGAACUACCAGCCGACUUGUACUGUUAGCGCAAUCAACAUUCGUCUGCAGCGAAUCGAUGAGUUGUGGGGGCGGUACGAGGAGACGUUGAAUGACAUCCAGGCUCACGAUGACUUCGAGGAUGAGGAAGGAGAGUUUGAUGAGGCUAGGUUAAGGCAUAGCGAUAAGUAUUAUGAAUGUAAGGCUUUUCUUAUGGAUAAGGUCAAGGAACGGGCGGGACCUGAUGACGGAGAUUCGUCGAUACGAGGAAACGAGACGUUGCCACAUGGGCAUGGUACACUUGAUCAUGUUCGUUUGCCUCAAAUCAAGCUCCAGAAUUUCAACGGGGACAUUGACGAAUGGAUCAGCUUUCGGGACUUGUAUACCUCUCUCAUCCAUAGAAAGACGGACUUGCCUGAAGUGGAGAAAUUUCACUAUUUGAAGGGUUGUCUUCAAGGUGAGCCAAAGAACCUUAUCGAUCCCUUGAAGAUAACGAAAGCAAACUAUCAGGUGGCUUGGGAUUUGCUGAUUAAGAGGUACGAUAACAGCAAGUUGUUGAAGAAGCGUCAAGUACAAGCCUUGUUCAACUUGCCAACAGUAGUUAAGGAGUCGGUAGUGGAUUUGCAUACCCUGAUGGACGGGUUCGAGAGAGUGGUCCAGAACUUGGAUCAAGUGGUUAAACCCGAGGAGUACAAGGAUCUUCUACUUGUUAACUUGCUGACAACUCGGUUGGAUCCUGUAACUCGAAGAGGAUGGGAAGAACAUUCAUCCAUCAAGGAACAGGACACUUUGGCAGAUCUAACUGAUUUCAUGCGUCGUCGGAUACGAAUCCUGGAAUCACUCCCAACGAAGACUUCGGACAGCAAGGGAUCCCAUCAAUCGCAACAGCCAAUGAAGAUGAAGUCGUCAGCUGUGAAGGCCAGCUACGGCUCCGUACAAUCGUCUGGGGGACGAUGUAUGGUUUGUAAGGAGAACCAUCCACUUUAUCAGUGUUCUUCUUUUCAACGGUUGUCGGUGCGAGAGAGGGAGGCGGUGUUGAGAUCGAACUCUCUGUGUAGGAAUUGCCUCCGGCCGGGUCACAUAGCGAAGAAUUGCCCGUCUAAAUAUUUCUGCCGCAGCUGUAAAGGUCGUCACAAUACAUUGGUGUGCUUCAAAUCUGGGAAAGAUGUAUCAGCGAAGGUUGCUGCUGCUACGGAACGCAACAAUUCUCCUCCUCCGGAUGCUGGCGAGCAUUCGGGUUCGACAUCCGCCCAGGUGGUGAACGUGGUCGCCACCGAUUCUACAAUAUCUGGUGCAGCUCAGCAGUUCUCCUCCCAUGUACUUCUGGCCACGGCGGUCAUUAUCGUGGAAGAUGACGAGGGUAGCCGAUUUCCGGCUCGAGCGUUGCUGGACUCCGGCUCUGAAAGCAAUUUCAUCGCAGAACGGUUGAGCCAACGACUGAGGACGCGUCGAGAAAAGGUGAACAUCUCGGUACUUGGUAUAGGUCAAGCAGCUUCAAAGGUGAAGCACAGGAUUCAAGCAAUGGUGUGCUCAAGAAUUACGAAUUUCUCUCGGAACGUGAAUUUCCUGGUUCUGCCGAAGGUAACUGCGGAUUUGCCAACGGCGAAGGUCAACAUGAACGGAUGGAAGAUGCCUGACGGGAUUAGUUUAGCGGAUCCAGCCUUUUUCAGUCCCAGUGCGGUGGACAUGGUGUUGGGCAUCGAGUUCUUUUUUGAUUUCUUCGAAUCUGGUCGAAGAAUUUCCAUCGGAAACCAAAUGCCGACAUUCAAUGAGUCGGUCUUUGGAUGGGUGGUGUGCGGAGGUCAAACAAAACAAACGGAGAGCCUACGUGUUAACUGUAGCACGGCAACUACAGCAACUUUGGAAAAGUUGAUUGCACGGUUUUGGGCUAGCGAAGAAGUUGGUAGUUCGAAGAUUCUUUCCACCGAGGAGCAAAGGUGCGAAGAGUUGUUCCAGCAGUCGAUUCACAGGGAAUCCGACGGUCGGUAUACUGUUUCGUUGCCGAAGGAUGAGGACGUCGUUUCAAGGAUUGGCGAGUCACGGGAUAUCGCCUACCGGCGUUUUCUAGGCACGGAGCGCAGAUUAGCCAGGGAUGCUAAUUUACGAGAGCAGUAUCACCAAUUUAUGGCGGAGUAUAUACAGCUGGAGCACAUGACUAAGGUUAAGGAUACACCAGAGUCCAGGAAACGUUGUUUUCUACCACACCAUCCCGUCAUCAAGGAGGCUAGCACCACUACGAAGGUUCGUGUGGUGUUCGAUGCGUCUUGCAAAACGUCGUCAGGAGUAUCACUGAACGAUGCUUUGCUGGUGGGUCCGAUCGUCCAAGAAGACCUUCGAUCAAUCAUGUUUAGAAGUCGCAUGAAGCAAAUAAUGCUGGUGGCCGACGUGGAGAAGAUGUUUCGGCAAAUCUUCAUUUAUCCGGAGGAUCGACAUCUUCAAUGUAUACUUUGGCGUUUCGACACUGGUGCAGCUGUUGACGUGUAUCAGCUAAAUACUGUCACCUAUGGGACAAAACCUGCGCCUUUUCUAGCGACACGCACUUUCAAUCAGCUGGCAACUGAUGAGAAGCUACAGUAUCCGCUGGCUGCUAGAGCAGUUACGGAAGAUACGUACAUGGAUGACGUUAUCACAGGAGCGGAUACGAUUCAAGCAGCAAGCGAAAUUCGGAAGCAGUUGGAGGAAAUGACCUCUAAGGGAGGAUUCCGGCUGAGGAAAUGGGCUUCCAACAAACUGGAGGUACUGGAAGGAGUUGCCGAGGACUAUUUGGCAAUUCAUCUAUCAGAAGGAAUUAACCUGGACCCUGAUCCGGCCGUCAAAACAAUCGAACUGACAUGGAUGCCGAAUAGCGAUCAACUGCGAUUCCAAUUCGACAUUCCAUCGUGUCCCAUCACCUCACAACUGUCAAAACGGCAAGUGCUAUCUGUGAUUGCGUCUCUAUUCGACCCGCUGGGACUCAUUGGUGCAGUCAUUACAACGGCUAAGGCAAUAAUGCAGCUUUUGUGGAAGAUCAAGGCUACAAACAAUCAGGCAUUGUAUUGGGAUCAGCCGUUGCCUUCGACGGUGGGUGAGCUGUGGAGAGCUUAUUACGACCAACUUCCCAUAUUGAACGAUCUUCGUAUCGAUCGCUGUGUGAUGGUUCCCAGAGCGGUAGUAGUCGAAAUACAUUGCUUCAGUGAUGCUUCGACCAAGGCAUUUGGCGGAUGCGUAUACAAAAGAGGUGAGUACGAUGAAGGAAGAGUGAAAGUCCGGCUGUUGUCUUCGAAAUCAAAGGCGCCGUUGAAGACACAGUCCAUUCCAAGACUAGAACUUUGA
Molecule: messenger RNA, 3387 nt
Organism: Armigeres subalbatus
Lineage: Eukaryota; Metazoa; Arthropoda; Insecta; Diptera; Culicidae
Exons: 1
Coding region: 1-3387 (1128 amino acids)
Molecular function (GO): nucleic acid binding; zinc ion binding
Source: RefSeq, a predicted model, not a curated record